This is a messenger RNA of Hemibagrus wyckioides, 6977 nucleotides long. RefSeq names its product E3 ubiquitin/ISG15 ligase TRIM25-like. The record is from RefSeq and is a predicted model, not a curated record. The coding region runs from base 100 to 1806 and encodes 568 amino acids. Gene Ontology annotation, molecular function: zinc ion binding; protein binding. NCBI's taxonomy places the organism in Eukaryota, Metazoa, Chordata, Actinopteri, Siluriformes, Bagridae. The transcript is spliced from 6 exons.
AUUUCAUAGAAAAUGAAACUGAGCUCUGAGUGACGCACACGCUCUCACUUUCUCUCUCUCAGACUCCCUCUCUCUCUCUCUCUGUGUGAGUUCAGGAAAAUGGCCAAUAUUUCAGUAGAUCAGCUUUCAGUGGAUCAGUUCAGCUGUCCAGUGUGCCUGGAUCUCCUGAAGGAUCCAGUGGCUAUCCCCUGUGGUCACAGUUACUGUAAGGUGUGUAUUAAUGGCUGCUGGGAUCAGGAGGAUCAGAAGGGUGUCUACAGCUGUCCUCAGUGCAGAGACACUUUCACUCCAAGGCCUGUUCUACGCAGAAACAACAUGCUGGCUGAAGUGGUGGAGAAACUGAAGAAGACUGGAGUCCAAGCUGCUUCUCCUGCUCACUGUUACACUGGACCUGGAGAUGUGGAGUGUGAUUUCUGCACCGGGAGAAAACACAAAGCUGUCAAGUCCUGUCUGAUGUGUCUGGCUUCUUACUGUGUCAUUCACCUGAAACCUCAUCUUGAACGUCCUGCUUUGAAAUUACACACAUUAACUGUAGCGUCUGGAAAUCUACAAGAGAAGAUCUGCUCUGAACAUGAUGAAGUGUUGAAGAUCUACUGUCGUACUGAUCAAAGAUGUAUUUGCUCUUUGUGCAUGUUGGAUAAACAUAAAGGCCAUGACGCUGUAUCAGUUGCAGGAGGAAGAGCUGAGAAACAGAGUGAGUUAAAGGAGCAGCAGAUGAAAUUCCAGCAGAGAAUCCAGGAGAAGCAGAAGAAGGUGCAGGAGCUGAAACAGACUGUGAACACUAUAAAGCUCAGUGCACAGACAGCUGUGGAGGACAAUGAGAUAAUCUUUACUGAGAUGAUCAGCUCCAUGGAGAAAAAGCGCUCGGAGGUGACGGAGCUGAUCAGAGCUCAGGAGAAGGCUGAACUGAGUCGAGCUGAACGACUCCUGGAGCAACUGGAGCAGGAGAUUGCUGAUCUUCAGAGGAGAGUCACUGAGCUGGAGCAGCUUUCACACACACACGAUCACAUCCAUUUCCUCCAGGCUUUAGCUUCUGGACGUCAGUCUCCUCCAUUACGAAGACCAAAUUUUGACACGUCCAGCAUCACUGUCCCUCAACAUCUGUCAUUUGAUGGAGUGAGGAAUUCUCUCUCAGAUCUGAAGAAGAGACUGGAGGAAUUCUGUGAGGAGGAACUCAACAAAAUCCCUCCACAUGCUGCAGCAAUUCAGAUCAUUUCACCACUAGAGACACAGAGCAGAGGAGGGUUUCUGAAAUAUUUCUAUUAUCUGACUCUGGAUCCCAACACGACACAUCGUAACCUCAUUCUGUCUGUGAAGAACAGAGUGGUGAACAGCAGUGAGAGAAAGCAGAAGUACUCUGAUCAUCCAGAGAGAUUUGACACCUGGGAACAGGUGUUGUGUAAGGAGAGUGUGUGUGGACGCUGUUACUGGGAGGUGGAGUGGAGCGGUGAGUUUGGUGUGCUCAUAUCAGUCUCAUAUAAAGACAUCAGCAGGAAAGGACCGGCUAAUGAGAGUUGGUUUGGACGCAACAAUCAGUCCUGGAGUUUGUCGUGUUCUUCUUCUUUUUCUCUCUCUUUCUGGCACAACAACAUUCAGACUGAUCUCAGAGGUCCAUCACCCUCCAGAAUAGGAGUUUAUGUGGAUCACAGUGUAGGAACUCUGUCCUUCUACAGCAUCUCUGACACCAUGAAGCUCCUCCACAGAGUCCACACCACAUUCACUCAGCCUCUGUACGCUGGAUUUGGGUUUAGGUCUGGCUUCUGGGUUGAUUAUCGAUCAGAAGUGAAGUUGUGUGAUCCAGAAUAAGAUGUAUCUGUUGAAUCAAUGAAUCAAUGAAAUGAUUCUGAUUAACUCCAAAUAAAGAAGCUUCUGGGGGAUUUUCUUCAAAUCUUCUUGUCUUCAUCUGAUCGAUGAAGUAAAAAAACAGAAGCAGCUUUGAUUUACUGAUAUAUUUAACUUUAUAAACUCCUGACACAAAUAUGAUAUGAGAGAGAGAGAGGAAACAGCACACGGUUCAAACUGUGAAGGGAUUUCAGUCAGAAGUUUUGGAGAUCUGCAGGAUACACAAAAUUAUUCCUGAAAAGAUGAUACACCAGAAGCUGACCACAUGGUUUAAAAUGUUAAAACUUUACUCCUGAUUGUGAAACAGAAAUGUUUUCAGGUCAGAAUGUUAAUGUGGGAAGGGAUUUUGAGUUUAGUUUGGAGUGUUUAUAUCAGACAGUCUGUUUAUAUACAGUCUGUAAAUCUUACCUUUCAGACGUCCUUCUCAUCUCGGGACAGUUUGAUAUUUUCUUAUCAAGUUGUAUUUAUUAGCGUUAAACAGCGGAAUCUGAUCCUUCAUCAGCACUCUCUGUAACAGACAUCACGGACAUUUCCUCCUCACACCACCAGAGGGCACUGUUGCUCAAUUAUUUUAAAACAUCUUUUGUGUUUAUUUGUUAAGGUUUUCAAUGUGUUGUGUUAUAUUCUAUUUUCACAGAGAGCAGGAUUUUGUUUUUAAGGUUCAAGGUUCUUUAUUUGUCAACACCACCAUAUGUGCAGACCUACAGAGGAAUGGAAAUACUGUUUCUCUUCUCUCUCAUCAAGUGUUUACAUUAUUGUGGCGUGGCAAUGUAGCUUACAGCAGGUUAUGAUCACUGAACUGCUGGAUGUCCAGGUGGUGCUCUGAAAACAGUGUGGGCUUCAUAGACAAUUGGAGCUCUUUUGAGGGCAAGGCUGGCCUGUUAGGACAGGACGGUGUCCAUCCCACUCUGGAAGGUGCUGCUCUCAUUUCUUGCAGCAUAGCACAUAGUUUUAGAGCAGAUCUAGUUAAUCAGUGACAAUCCAGGGCCAGGGCCAGGGCCAGGGAGCAGACAAGCAGGUUAAUCCGACUGUCUGCUAGCUGCAAUAAGUCAUCAUUCAGGGUUCAUAACAUUGAGACUGUGUCUAUUCCCCGAACCAAACAAAAAUGUUUUAACAGAAAUCAGAAAAAAUUUUUUAGUAACCUGAUUAACAUAAAACUAGAUGAUAGUGAAUGCACAGCCUGCACCUUUGAUCUGAAGCUAGGACUGUUAAAUAUAAGAUCUCUGUCAACUAAAGCACUUAUUAUUAAUGAACUGAUUACUGAUCAGGAGUUCAGUGUUCUGUGUUUAACAGAGACAUGGAUUAAACAAAACGAGUAUGUAGCAUUAAAUGAAGCUUGCUGCUAUAUACACCAACCGUGUCUAACAGGCAGGGGGGGAGGUGUCGCAGUUAUUCAUGAUAAUAAGCUAAGCUCCACACAAAAACCCAGACAUCAAUUCAACACAUUUGAAGUUCUUUAUACUAACCUAAUGUAUGCAGCUACAAAUAAUAAGUUCACAGUCAAUUCCACUGAUUGUUAUUUACAGACCCCCAGGGCCAUGCUCUGAAUUCCUCAGUGAAUUUGGAGAUUUUACUUCAAACCUUGUUGUUUCUUUAGACAAAGCAUUAAUAGUAGGAGACUUCAACAUUCAUUUUGAUGAGCCAGAAGAUCCUCUGAGAACAGCAGUUGUGUCCAUCUUAGAUUCAUUAAGGUCAAUCAAAAUGUAAUAGGACCCACUCAUAAUGGAGGUCACACUCUGGAUCUCAUUUUUACAUUCGGAUUAAAUAUAGAAAACAUAGUCACUCUUCCACAGUCGGAAGCUAUCUCAGAUCAUUAUCUAGUUUCAUUUAGAAUGAGUCUUAGACACGAGAUGCGCAAUGUGCCACGUUACCGUAUCGAGUGCACAUUUACAUCUGCUACUGCAGAGAGAUUUACCAAUAGCUACCAAAAUUAUCACACAUAAUUGGUUCGCCAUCUGACCCCACAGAACUUGAUCAGGCAACUGUUUAACUUGAUCAGGCGACUGAUUACCAAAAAUUCUCUUAGAGCUGCUAGAUCAGCGUAUCUCUCUGCCCUAAUUGAAAAUAACAAAACAAUCCUAAAUUUUUACUUAGUACUGUAGCAAAACUAACUAGGAGAAAACCCACUGUAGAAAAGCGCACACCAUCUAUAUUUAGCAGCAAUGACUUCAUGAAUUAUUUCAAUGAAAAAAUUGUCUAUCAGGCAAAAAAUUCAGACAAUUAAUUUAAAACCAAAUUAUUUGAUAGAUAAUUCUUUAGAUUAUAUAACUUUUCUGAUAAGAGCUUAGAGUGCUUCACUCCACUUCAAGAGCCUGAUCUAAUUUCACUAAUUUCCUCUUCAAAACCUGCAUUCUAGAUCCUUUACUCACGUCUUUCCUUAAACAGAUAUUACCAGUAGCUACUGAACCCCUUGUAAAAAUCAUAAAUUCUUCCCUUAGAACUGGCUAUGUGCCUAAAUCUUUUAAGCUAGCAGUAAAAAAAACGCACCUCGACCCCUGUCAGGUGUCUAACUAUAGACCAUAUCAAAUCUCCCUAUAUAUGCUACCCCUUGGUGCAAUUAGUCGUAAACAUGGUAUUAGCUUCCACUGUUAUGCCUAUGACACACAGCUAUAUGUUUCAGCCAAGUCAGAUGAGAGACACCAGCUUAUUAGAUUAGAAGAAUGUUUAAAGGACAUUAGACACAUGCAGCUAGAAGUAAGCUUUCUGAUUAAAAAGUAACUGUGUAUGGUCUUUCUGUUUCAUCUUAUCCAGAAGUAAAAGAUCUUGGUGUGAUAAUUGACUCUGGUCUUUCGUUUGAAGCUCAUGUUGAUAAUAUCACUAGGGUAGCCUUCUUCCAUCUCAGAAAUAUUGCCAAGAUAAGAAAUAUGAUGUCACUUCAUGAUGCAGAAAAACUAGUUCAUGCUUUUGUUAGCUCUAGGUUGGAUUAUUGUAAUGCCUUACUGUCUGGCUGUUCCACUAGGAGCAUAAACAAGCACCAGUUAGUCCAUUAUGCAGCAGCUAGAGUCCUAACUAGAACCAGAAGAUAUUAACACAUCACUCCUACUUUAGCCACACUACAUUGGCUCCCAGUCAAAUUUUGGAUUGAUUAUAAAAUUCUGUUAAUGACCUAUAAAGCAUUAAUGGUCUCACGCCGCAGUACUUGAGCGAUCUUUUAGUCUUUAAUGAUCUGCCAUGCCUACUCCAAUCAAAGGGUACAAGUUAUUUCGUAGUUCCUCAAAGGCUACAGCAGGGGGCAGAGCUUUUUCUUUCAAAUCCUCAAAGUUAUGGAACAGCCUUCCAAUUAGUGUUCGGGAUUCAGACACAGUCUCAAUGUUUAAGUCUAGGCUGAAGACACAUUUGUUUAGUCAAGCCUUUAAUUUGUAGUUUUCUUAGGCAAAGGAGCAGAUCUGGAAGACUCAUGGGCAUAGAGAGUUUGGUAUACUGGGAUGUUUGGAUGCUCUCGCCUUACCACCCUCGCAAGUUGCUCAGGUUUGGGUUUUUCUCAUUGUCACAGAUCUGUCAGCUUGUGACAGCAAGGUAUUAGUGCCUAUAAUGAACUACACAGACUUAAUAGUUCCCCAUAAGCCCUUAGUUGCUGUUGUAGAAAGGGCAUUAUUUAGUUACAUUUACAUUAUUUGCUAUUCAGUGUCACCCACGGGUCAAUGCCUGGUUCCUCUCAAGGUUUCUUCCUUUCAUCAUCACAGCGAGUUUUUCCCUAUGACUUGCAGGCUUGUUCAUUAGGUGUAAAAUAGGGAUAAAAUAGUAACUUUAAUUUAAACUUUUAAAGUUUUACUAAAACUAUUUAAACUUACAUUAAACUAUUUAAAUUUCAACUUUAUAUAUAUUUUGUGACGGCGCCGCGCACACCGCCGCAAGCAUGCAGGAGAGAGUCGCUCCUUGCCCGCUCCAUCUCCCAGAAAAACACAAGCAGCAGAGGGUCAGCACCCUGGAUAGCAGCGGCGCCGCCAUAGAGUGGAAACGGAAUCAGCACCAUGGCUAGCGCUGCUAAAUUAGAGUACAGGGCGGAGUGGGAGAGAGCAUGCCAAAACCCCCUGGCCAAAUCAGAAGUGCCGCUAAGCUCUUCACCCUCCAGAGCUACCUGUCUCUGUGUGUUGUUCUCUGUCCUCACUCAGCACUCUACAGUAUAUGUAUAUAUAUAUUUCUCCCUUCUGUUUCUCUACUUUUGUAAAGCUGCUUUCAGACAAUGUCCAUUGUAGAAGGCGUUAUGCAAAUGAAUUGAAUUGAAAAAUCUGACAUUUUUUGCCAUAAUUUUUACUUUUGAGGAGAUGAACAGUGAUGAUUUACUGAGAUGAACAGGGAUUAUUUAUAAAAAAGAAAGCUGAAAUAUUCAGUGUCAUCUACAGGUAAACAAAAGAAGUCAGCAGAAAUGGUCGAUGUGUUCACUGGUGGUUUGGUGAGUUUACUAUGAAAAUGGUUAUCUAAAGUACAGAAGAAGAAACUGUCAGCAAGUGUCAGCACAUGUUCAUCAAUACAGAACAGAAAGAGUUUCUAGGACAAAACAAAGUAUAUCACAGUCAUGAGAUGAGGUCAUAAACAAAUAGUAUCACAUUCAGCUGAAGACCAGAGCAUGCCAAGAUAUGUUCAGAAUAUAUGCUUAUAGUUGUAGUCGAGUACUUUUUUAGCCAAAUAUUUGCACUUCACUUGAGUAUUGUCCUAAUGUGAUAUUAGAAUUAUUACUCGUACUACUACUGUUACUACUACAAGUACAUAGUAGUAAUAAUAAUAACCUUGACAGUAUUUACAGUAUUACAAUAUUUUCAUGUAUUUUUUUUAGGCCUACCACCUAAAAUCACCAUAAUUUCAACAAGGAUGUGUAGGAAAACAUAUUUUGAGGUCACUCUAGAAUCUGCUGUAACAUACAUUGUUCUUUUGAAUAAUCAUUUUCAUAUCCCAGCUCUCAUCACCAAAUGGUGAUCACAUCAGGAACUGUGAACUAACUGACAGCUGGGGGGCCCACUCUGGGGAUCUCACUCCCAUCCAAUGCUUUGUUUAAGAGUAUCACCUCUAGGCUUUUGUAUUGUCACACCUUCAAGGCCUGCCUACUCAAGGCCUUUAAAACUGCAAUGUAUGUUCCUUUUCACUGGACUCAAUGACUGCAGUACCUCCAAAGCAUGUUUAUCUCCAAUAAAACAUUC